Paramecium primaurelia is the source of this 1104-nucleotide messenger RNA. The record is from the annotation of a GenBank genome assembly. NCBI's taxonomy places the organism in Eukaryota, Ciliophora, Oligohymenophorea, Peniculida, Parameciidae.
AUGAAUAAUUAAGAACAAAAAUAAUAUGAAAAAUUUGAUUGGGAAGAAUACGAAAGAAAAAGAGCAAUUGAAAAAGUGUAGUAUGAAAAAAUAUCAAAAGAAAUAUAAGAAACUUAGGAAAGAUCAAGAUAAACUUUAGCUAGCUUAGAGGUUACAUUCAAAAAUUUAGAUGAAGCUAAAGCUUAAGCUAGAUAGACUGUUGAAAACAUAGAUAAUUUUAAAAAAUAGUUCAGUGAUGCUAUGGAUAAAUUAUUAGAUAGUAUUGGAAAGUCAAUGAGUGCAAUGGGUAUUAAAUCAGAUGAAUAAAAUCCUAAGACUGCUAAAGAAGUAACUAUAGAAUAAGCAUAAAAACUGAUUACUAAAAAUGUGUUAAUAUUAUGUGGAGCAGGUUUAAGUUAUGCAAGUGGUAUUCCAACUUUUAGAGGCUAAGAUGGGUAUUGGACUAAAGGAACAGAUACAUAUCAAUGCUAAAAAGUAUUAACGAAAGAAUUUUUAAUAAGUAAUCCAGAUUUAUGUUGGGAAUGGCAUAAAGACUUUUAAAAGAUGUUAAUCAAUAAAAAACCUAAUGCAGGUCACAUAGCUAUUGCAAAUUAUAAAAAGAAAAAUCCUAAUACUUUAAUAGUAUCAUAAAAUAUUGAUAAUGUCCUCACUUCUAUUCUACCUUAAAAAUAAAUUAAGCAUGGUCAUUAUGAAUCUAUUUAUGAAAUCCAUGGUAAUAUCAAAUAUAUGAGAUGUUCUAAAGAAUGCACACUCAAAAAUAAUGAGUUAGCUACUCUAUAUGAUAUGCCAGAUCUCACUAAGAAUUUAAAACCAAAAUGUCCAUAAUGUGGUGAAAAUGCAAGACCUCAUAUAUUAUUUUUUGAUGAAUCAUAUACUAAUGAAAAUUGUAGAAUUUAAGAAUUAUAAGAAAAGUAUGAUAACUAUGAUACAAUAAUUGUAGUGGGUACAAUGCUUGAAACUGGAUGUGCUAAAUCAACUGUUUGUAAAUUCAUUAAAAAAAAGGCCACUAUAAUUGAAAUUAACCCAGAACCUAUUAUUGAACUUGGAAAUACUUAUCAAAUAAAAGGAAAAUCAGAAGAAAUCUUGCCAAAAUUAUUGAAAUGA